AUGACCUGGUAUUCUCUUCUCCCAGCGGAACUCACGGCCUUCGAGGGAUGGCUCAUUCGCUUUUUUGUCAUCCUUGGCACCUUGACCAUCGUUCCCUGGGCCUUCUUCAUUGUGUAUGAUAUCCUCCUGUAUAUAUGGCGCGCGACCACGUAUGAAAUUCCCGUUAUUGGAGGCCGGGCAAGAGGUCGACAUAGACCUGUUGUGCCCAGUCUGAGUGAGCGGCCAAGUGGAAGGCAGAGAGCGUUUAGUUUAACGGGUACGACGUCUGAUGGAGGGAAGGGGACACGGUUGGAUGAUCGCGGAAAUACUUCUGUUUCUUCUUCGGAGCUUUCGCUUUCGAGCGAGGGCAUGACCGAAAAUGAGGCUAGCCCUACUGGGAAUGGUAGCUGCAUCCAUUACGCGGGAGAAGUGAAGAAAAGGAAAACAGGCUAA
This is a messenger RNA of Coccidioides immitis RS, 432 nucleotides long. RefSeq lists its product as uncharacterized. Lineage: Eukaryota; Fungi; Ascomycota; Eurotiomycetes; Onygenales; Onygenaceae. The record is from RefSeq and is a predicted model, not a curated record. The transcript is spliced from 2 exons. Bases 1 to 432 code for a protein of 143 amino acids.